CCCCGAAACGCUUUCGCCUUGCCCCCUGCGCCUUUCACACCGCGUCAUGGACGACGUGGCGAAGGCCAGGGCCCAGCUGGCGGCGAUGCGGCAGUCGCUGGCAGGGCUCAAGGUGCACCAGGCGCGGCUGGCCGCCGAGUGCCGCUCGGCGCGGCAGAACGAGGCGCAGCUGAAGCAGCAGCUCGCAGACUUGCUGCAGGAGGCGGACCAAGUCAAGCUGAAGCGCAAGGACAUCGAAUGCCUCUUCUAUUCGGACGAAGGCUGGGGCGACUGGGAGGAGCAGUUCCGGCGGCAAGUGAGCGCCGCGAAACGGGACAUCCCCCCGCCGAUGUCGCCGCCUGCGUUGCAGGAGCUGCGCCUCGCCGGCACGGAGCUGCGCCUCUGCAGCCGCAGCCCGCUGAUGCUGUGGGCCCCCCACUUCUGCACGGAGGAGGAGUGCGCCCAGCUCAUCGACCUCGGCUUCAAGACUUGCAAGCGCCACAACUCGGAGGCGCAGCAGAUGCAGCGCCCAGCGGUCGGCACGCAGGAGGAGCUGCGGGGGGUUGCCACCGCCUCACUGGAGGUGGAGGACUUGCCCCCAGAGCAUCGCCGCCUCAUGGCGGAGAUGCAGCGCCGCGUCGCCGAGCUUACGGGGGUGCCGGUGCACCAGCACGAAAUAAACCCGUUCCUCAAGUUCGAUCAGCCAGCUGGUCAAGAUCUACAAGGCGAUGACCUCAGCAUCGGCCUUCACAUGGAUGUGAACGGGGGCUUUCCCUUCUGCGUUUGCUCCGUGAUCAUUUACUUGAAUGAUGUGGAGCAGGGCGGCCGCACCGUGUUCCCCUGCACCGAUCUGAGAUGCCGGGAGCUGGGCUGCCAGCUGGCGCGUGCGGGCCACACCCAUACCAGUCAUUCGUCCGCAUCUGGCGAGGCUGCGGACUUGGUGCGCCUAGCUGGUGAGGAGGGCCUCAGGAUCUCCCCGCGCGCGGGGGCGGCACUGUGGUUCUUCAGCCUGGGCGACGCGGGGGAGGUGGAUGGCUCUUCUUGGCACGGGGGCGCGGCAGUGGGCGGCCACCUGGGGAAAUGGACCCUUCAGAUCUUCAAGGAGGUGCCACUUCCGCAGCGAACGGACCUCGGCGCCUUCUGCGCCGCCCUGCGGCGCCGCGCAGCGGGGCUGGCGACCGCGGACCUCACGAGCCUGGAUUGACGAC
Messenger RNA from Effrenium voratum, 1187 nucleotides. NCBI's taxonomy places the organism in Eukaryota, Dinophyceae, Suessiales, Symbiodiniaceae. The record is from the annotation of a GenBank genome assembly.